Trichoderma gamsii is the source of this 4341-nucleotide messenger RNA. RefSeq lists its product as hypothetical. The transcript has 4 exons. The coding region runs from base 1 to 4341 and encodes 1446 amino acids. NCBI's taxonomy places the organism in Eukaryota, Fungi, Ascomycota, Sordariomycetes, Hypocreales, Hypocreaceae. The record is from RefSeq and is a predicted model, not a curated record.
AUGCCGAGGUCACGCAGAGGAGCCGCAAAGAAGUCCAAGAAUCGCAAGCCGCCCGCUGAAGAGGACCUAGGCUGGUACACCAUCAAACGCAUCAUUGAUGAGAAGACCGUGAGAGGUCGUGUUCAGUAUUUUGUCGAAUGGGACGAUAACGCCGUCACCGGGCAAGCAUAUGAUCCCACCUGGAGCACUGAGGUCACGACUUUGGCCCUACAGGAAUGGGAACGGGUCAAGGCUCAGCGUCUUCAAAAGGACCGCCAGGAACAAGAGCUGAUUGACGAGCAGCUUGAGCAACAGCUCCAGCCAAAGCCAGCGUCAGACUCAGAGCCAGAGUCGGAUCCAAAGGAACAGCAAGGCCAGCAGUCAGCAGUGCAGCUGCCAGAUCACCAGGAACGGCAAGCGCAGCAGGAGCCCGUGUUAGAUCAAGAGAGUGACGCGAGCCAGCCGCCGCGACCUGCUCACCGGCGUCGUCCAGUAAAGGUCAACGCAUCCCAGCAGAAGCGUAAACGCUCAGCCUCUAUAGCUUCAUCUUCUUCCGACUCAUCUUCUAUCCGCCCUCGUAAAGUUAUCAGAAGCGAGACGUGCGAAUCUCUGUGCGACGAGCCCGGGGCAUCUCUUGUCUCAUCGCCUUCAAUCUCCACCCCUUCCGAACUUCCAGAUCUACCAGACGUAGACAUAUCAGGAAAUCGCACACGAGCUGCCUCGGCUCUGAUAGUCGAGAUCCCAAAGAACUCAAAUAUCAACCGGGCUGAUUAUCUGAGCGUUCUUGGCUCGCAGUCGACUGUCAAAUCCACGCAGUCUCUCGCCGAGCUUGAGAGCGAGGAUAGUCGUGUCUCCAUUGUACCAAGCAGCCAAAGAACCCAUUUAAGCUCCCUGGAAGAUACAGACCGAUCCUGGAAUCAGAACCCUAUUCCACAGGGGCUGCUCCAGUCAUCUUCUAGAUUAAUUCAAUCUCAGCCUCAAGGCUGUUCACCCGAGUCAAGCUCUCGUGUCAUUCCAGAUUCUCUUGAAGAUCCUUCAACAUCAACCUCCCAGCCGUCUGGUAGGGUAACUGAGGGGGAGGUAUCUGAGGGUCGCAUUCAAAAGCUUCAUGAUACUGUUAGCUCAGACAUCCCUUCUCAUCAGCCUGAUCGACCAGAGGAGAUCCCAGAAGCAAACAGCCCCGCUCUGUCUCCAUCGCUAUCACACGGCACACCAGCAGCCUGCGCAUCACAACUUGUAAUAUCCUCGGGGUCGUCAGCACUUGUCAUCACGCAAUCAGACGCAAGCCCAAGGUUUCUUACCCAGCCACCAAUCCCACCUGUCUUGGAGCAUCUGGAGAGUUCUUUAACCAGCCGAAUUUUCGAGUCACCUGCUCAUCCCGUCGCAGAGAUUGUGUCCAGUAUCAGCUCUAGCACUCCAUCUGCAUCGGAUCCAGGGGCAUCUCAAGCUGCUCAAAUAGUUUCUCGCCACUUUGAUAUACUAUCACGGCCUCUUACAGAAAGCGAGUCUUCGGGAAGUUUGCCCAAAUCUCAAACUACGCCUCAUCAGCCUAUCAACGUGAGAGAUCAAAGUCUCUUCUCGGCCUCAGCUCGCCUACCAAAGACUAUCGAGUUUCCACAACCAGCCUCAGCAUCAGGAAUAAGCUGUCUAGCAGCGGCUACGGGCCCACAGUCUAAGCCAGUUACCCCUCUGAAUACUUUCAAAGUUCGAAAGAUGGAAAACGAAACUCCCGAGCAAACUUCCGAAAGGAUACAACGGAGAUUGGAUGCAGAGCUUUCUGCAAUAUUUCGCCUAGAUGAGUUCGACGGUGGGUCUACUUCUCCAGAGUCGCAUCAGACGCAACCGAAUCAGCCUUCGACGGGGGUGCAAGAAGAGCAUAUUACGCCAGCUGAGGAAGGCACAAGUAAUACGAAUACCGAGCUACCCAUGCAGUCGUCCCCACUGCCCCUUGGCGUUGGACCGCUUUCUAUUCAAGAAAAAGCGCCUUCUGAGAAUGUAGAAGCAGUAUCUAAUGAGACGGAACACGACAACGACAGUGGUCUUACUACAACAUCCAGAUCGCGGCCCUCAGCUCCUCGGAGAUCCGUUGCUGAAGAAUUGGCUGAUAUAUUCAGCCCAGUCUUUGGCGAGUCUGGGUCGGGACAGCCGCAAUCUGUCCCUGAACCUGUACAAGCAGAACCCAUAGAGGCAGAGCAAACCACAGUCUCCCUUGCGGACAUAAGUCGCCAACCGGAACCGGCUUAUAAAGAUAUCCCUCUACUGUCCUUUACGCAUUCGAAUGAACCCCUGAUGCCGGAGCCUUCCUCAGAUGUCACACAUUCCGAGCAAGUUCAUAGCGAACCCAGCCCUACGGAAUCAUCGGCAUCUCCACCAGCUGCACAGCCCUCACCAGCUACGCUCCAACAGCAUACAGUGACACUCCCAUUCCAAGCAAGUCUUCGCCAGAGGUACAACAACAUAAUAGUUGAGUACAGAGUUCCUUUCUUGGAGUUUAACAGGUGUUUCAGCGGCGAAGACUAUUCAGAACCGGAUCCAUCACUAGUAAAUCGUAUCAACGAGCUAUUCAAUAACUUGUUGAACGUGUGUGAUUACCCUGAGAACAUUGUGGGAAGUGACCUUGAAAGGCUGCCUCCAGCACAGCAAGCUAAAUAUUGCUGCGAUGCUAACCCAAAGUUCAAUUUCAUAUUUGAACUCCUGAGUGGAAUUGAGGAUCAUUCCAGCAUUUUAAUUGUCGCUCGCUCGCCAGAGCUCCUUCGGCUCCUUUCUCACUUGGCAGAGUCUCUCAAGAUGCAAUUCAGUUGUGAAGCCAUUGGCAGAUCAGAUGUCUCGACUGGUGGCUCAAGUUCUAGAUUGGUCCUAGCGCUACCAACUGAAGACAUCGAUUCUCGGGACUUUGAUGUCGUGAUCGGAUAUGACCACUCCUUCAGGCACUCUUCUGUUGCUCAAGGGCUAUCAAGAAACCCCAGUGCCAAUAGACGACAGCUUAUCUUGGUACUCGUUACAACCCAUUCAAUUGAGCAUAUCGACCUCCACAUACCAGAAGACUUGCCUCCAAUGGAGCGAAAAAGCGUCCUUAUCUCUACGAUUGUGCGCGCUUGGAAUCUGGUGGAGAGUCCUAACCACGGCUACCAAGAACCACAUGAGAUUGCUGCUUUGUUCCUACAAUUCCUAGCAAGCGAUGAAGACACGCCGAUGUGGGACCCAAUACCUGUCCCAGAGGCAAUCCUUGACGUUUAUGUCCAUACUCAGUCACAGUUACAGAUGCCAUCGACAAUCUCACAGCAAGACCGGGAAACUGGUCGAAAACGCAAACAUAAUGAUUUUGACGACUUUGAUAGCAAGAGACCAAGAGUGCUCUCUAUUGGACAAAUUUCCUCGUCAAUUGGAACGGGCAGGCCUCCAUUAUCUGACGAAGUGAAAGCUCUAUUGGAAAGCGCCAUGCCAACAGAGGAUACUUCUCGCCCAGAAGUAUCCGUCAACGUUCCCCAAGCAGUCCUGCAAAUCUUGGCAGAAAAGUUUGCCGAGUACGAACGUCGCAUAGAAGCGAACGAUCACGAGGCAGAAUACAAAUCCGUUAUUUCGGGCCUUGAAAAGCGGCUCAAGGAUUAUGAGAGAACAGCGCACAAGAUGUACGAGUCACAGCGUGCUGCACUGCAAGACCGUUCUCGGUUCGAGACUGAGAAGCGCAAAAUUGAAUCUGCCAUGCAGUCUGCAACAAAUCAGUCCGGGAAGGAGGCCGAAAAAGCAAAGCAGAGAAUUCUAGAGCUAGAAGCUACCGUGGCUCGACUAACAGAAGACCCCAAUGCCUCUAAUCCACAGGAUACACCUUUGGCAAAAUCUGAAAGCCUCUUGCUGGAAGCACAGGCUAAGGUUAUCUACCUUGAGAAGCGCUUAGAGAACGCCCACAAGGACGCAGAAUAUAUUCGGAGCUUGUAUCAAGACGCAGCCGAUACGGCUUCUAGCUUGAAAUCAGAAAAUAACCAACUAAGAAGCCAGAACGAUGACCUGGCUAAAAAGGCUUCUGAGAACUUUGCUCGAAUUCAUGAGAUCCAAGAGCGGAAUACUACCAAGUUGUAUCUCGACCAGAUCACAGAGCUCAAGUUUCAAGUCAAAGAGCGAGAGAUAGAGCUAGAUCGUGCUCGUGAGGAGCUACGACAGCUAAAGAAUGGACGGCGGGAGACUCGACAGUCUAGCGUACCUCGGAGUCCACGCAUGGGUAUGAUGAGCCCACGAACAAUUUCCCGAGCAUACGGAGGCCCAGCUAGCAGAGGGGCUAGCCCGGCCUCGGGAGCUGGCGUCGAAGGCAUGCAGUUCUAUGGCCAACAGCCAGGAAAUGGCCGAUGGGAUCACUUAAGAGGAUAA